AUGGCGUCCAUGGCAAAGUGGUCAUAUAGAGUGUUCUCGUUUCCCCGGCGUUUUCCUAGUGUUACGAAUUCAAAUCGCUCGUGCCGUGUUAAAAGUGAACCGAAACAAUGGACAUACAAUUCUACACUGUGCACUGUUGCUUCCAUCGCUUUUUAUAUUGGGUAUAAAAUAAUAAAUCCCCUCGUGGUCCACGCCUCGAAGACUAAAAAGCACGACGAUGAGACACAAAAGGCAGUAAAGCUGACGACGCGAGAACGGAGAUUUAUAAAAUUUGCAUCGGUGGAAUAUGACGGGCAACUGUACAUGACGCCCCAGGACUUCCUCGACAGUGUUGUUGAACCCGAACCGAGACCGAGGCUGAAGAGACGUGUGUUAGGUGACAUGGAGCUCGAAGUGAUGAGAAAUUCCGUCCCUUCGCUGCGCCAUGGAAAUCCACACAUGUUCAGGAACCUUCGUGACAAAGGAAUUAUUUCCUAUACGGAAUACUUGUUUCUCUUGUCCAUUCUGAUCAAACCUAAGACAGGUUUCCAAAUAGCGUUUAACAUGUUCGAUACUGACGGAAAUGAACGCGUGGACAAAACUGAAUUCCUUGUGAUUCGACGACUGCUCGGUGGCACACUGAAGAAUCGACACCUCGACGAAGAGACGAAACGUGCAUUGAAUACCAUUAUCACACCGAACCAGGAAUUCAUUGAAAUACCGAAGCUUCGUAACGGUCAGGAGAAAAACGGAACAGAGAUUGUCUCUAAUUCUUACAUGGAAAAGGUAUUUAGCCACGCUUGGAGGGGCCGCCAAGGUACCGAAACCAAAGAAAACUUGGAGCAUUUAACCGAAAGACAAUCCACACCGGAGGAAAUCCAAGUUCAAUAUAUCGACGAUGCACAGGGCCUGCAACGUCGACACGCCGUAGAUACAAGCUUAAUGAUACAUUUCUUUGGAAAGGAUGGCAACGUUGAGCUGAAGUACGAAGACUUCAAGUGUUUCAUGGAAAAUCUACAGCAAGAAGUUCUGGAGCUCGAGUUCCAUGAAUAUAGUAAAGGCCGAGACACCAUCACUGAAUUAGACUUUGCAAAAAUAUUGCUGCGAUACACCUAUUUCGACACUGACGAAUACGACAAGUAUUUGGACCGCAUACUACAAAACGCAGAACUUCAAAUCGGCAUCACAUUUGAGGAGUUCCGACGUUUUUAUCAAUUCUUGAAUAAUAUCGACGACUUCUCAAUAGCUAUGCGAAUGUACACUUUGGCAGACUACCCAAUUUCCAAAGAUGAAUUUCAACGCGCCGUCAAGAUAUGUACAGGUAGUGUGCUCUCAGAUCACCUAAUAGACACGGUAUUCGUGCUAUUCGACGAAGAUGGCGACGGCCAGUUAUCCUACAAAGAGUUUAUCGCAAUAAUGAAAGAUCGACUUCAUCGAGGUUUUAAGUCGCAACAACGACGCGAAGGUUUUCAAGCGUUUACUAGCUGCGUGAAACAAGAAAUGAAGUCUCGUUAA
Molecule: messenger RNA, 1494 nt
Organism: Dufourea novaeangliae
Lineage: Eukaryota; Metazoa; Arthropoda; Insecta; Hymenoptera; Halictidae
Gene: MICU3
Product: calcium uptake protein 3, mitochondrial
Exons: 12
Coding region: 1-1494 (497 amino acids)
Biological process (GO): mitochondrial calcium ion homeostasis; calcium import into the mitochondrion
Cellular component (GO): uniplex complex
Molecular function (GO): calcium ion binding
Source: RefSeq, a predicted model, not a curated record